AUGUAUAGUGAUUUCGACGGAUUUCAAGUUGUUAGUGGCAAAGCACCAGCAAUAGAUGAAAACUGGCCUCCUGCAAACGAUGCAACUUCAAUAGGUUCUAUUACUCAGACUAUCAGCGAACAAUCGAUGCCGAAGGAUUUUAGGUUAGAUAAAUUUCAAAAUGUAGAAGAUGAACAAGUGCAACUUAAUCGAUCUCUACUAGCCUUAACAACACACUUCGCUCAGGUUCAAUUUCGCCUUAGACAAAUAGUCGAAGCUGACCAAGAAGAGAAAGAGGUACUUCUACGCGAGCUUGAACGAUUCGCCUUUCAAGGAAUACCCGAACUCAACGGUUCUAAUCCCACAGCUGUAGUAGAGGAAAUGAGCCAUCGUGAAUACGAGCAGAAAUUAGAUCGCCAAAAAGAUAGUCAGCAAAAACUAAUCACGCACUUGAAACUUCAGUUAGAAGACUUGGAGCGUUACGCUGCUCAGGAAAGUGCUAGAUCCACCGUAAGUAGACCCAAUUACGAUCUACAUGAUAAACAACGUGUUAUCAUUGAUGAGUUAAGAGCUGAAGAUUUAAAAUCAAAAAUCGAUUUUGCUGUUAAGCAGGAACAGUUAGUCAAGCAGCUGACCACGCAAGUUAUUGAUCUAGAGCGCUACAUAUCCUACCUACAAGGUGACACAAAUAGUCCAGGUCCUUAUGGAAGAUUUACUCGGAUGGGCAUGCCAUAUCCAUCCCAGCAAUCUGUAUCGAGUCCUCCGCGCGCUUCAAGCAGAAAAUCAGUUGUUAGCAAUGAUGAGUUCUCGUAUGACACAAAUGAUGAUUUGAGUUACUAUGCAGAUUCCAUUUCAUCCAUAGAUGCGAAAAGACAACUUCAGGCUUCUACGGCCAAUGUAAAAGAACCUGAAAUGACUUUUGUUAGAAGAAUGUUGAAAAUAUUAGAUAUUUUUGGAGGAGGAUCGGAUGACCUCCGUAUUGGUGUAAAACCGCUAGUACCCACCAAAAUAGAUACUAGAUAUACCAUUUCCAAACUGGAUGAAGCCGUGGAUAGAAUUAUCGCUGUUAAAUGCCAAAUGGUUGAAAGAGGAGAACUUCAAAAAUCUUUAGAUUUGAUUACAUCAAAUUCCCCCAAUGAAUUAUUUAAAAUUAUUUCAAGGCAUUUUACAAAUAAUUUUACGUUGUUGCUACAACACGGCUUAUGUGAGACAACCGAAACUAGUCUCCUAGCUCCUAUGUCUUGUUUCGCUUUCAUGAAAUCAAAUAACGAGGAUACUAGUAAUGCGAUGCACCCAUGGCAAUUAUUUGUUAGAUUCUACAAUAGUAGGCACGGUAGUAACUAUAAUGAGAAUCCAGCUAGAAGAUUAUCGCAUUCUUUCGGAAAUGAUGCUGUAGGAAUAAAAUCUAAUUCUGUAAAGCAGACUUUUCUUGCGACCGUGUACGAUAUUAUAUCAUCUCCAGAAGUACGUUAUAAGACAGAUGACUUUAAGUUGCGUGCCCUUAUAUUUGCAGGUUUACACUCUCAAAAACUAACUCAAUGGUGUAAACUGAUUAGUAGCUCUCGUAAUUUAAUGGAAGCUCAUUAUCAAAGUUGGGCUUAUGUAGCUAAUGGUGGAUUUUCAGAAAUUAUCGAUGUAAUUGAAAAGCUGUCUCCUUUAAAAUUCGAUCUUCCAGUUACAUUAACCGUGCAUGAAAAGAAUGAUAUCUUUUACUCAUAG
Messenger RNA from Trichoplax adhaerens, 1698 nucleotides. RefSeq lists its product as uncharacterized. The coding region runs from base 1 to 1698 and encodes 565 amino acids. The transcript is spliced from 18 exons. The record is from RefSeq and is a predicted model, not a curated record. Lineage: Eukaryota; Metazoa; Placozoa; Uniplacotomia; Trichoplacea; Trichoplacidae.